GGAAAGGAGAAGGGAUGCCCGCCGUCUCAGUCUCCUGACGAAUCUUGUAUUCCAUAGACUCGGAAGAAAAAUUGGGCGGGGAUUCAUCCGCUCAUUGCCAAGUUUUCGGGGUAGGGGAAAACGGGAGUUGGGACAUGGACAGCCGCUUGCAGGAGAUCCGGGAGCGGCAGAAGCUACGGCGACAGCUCCUCGCGCAGCAGUUGGGAGCUGAAAGUGCCGACAGCAUUGGUGCUGUGUUAAAUAGCAAAGAUGAGCAGCGAGAAAUCGCUGAAACAAGAGAAACUUGCAGGGCUUCCUAUGAUACCUCUGCUCCAAAUGCAAAACGUAAGUAUCAGGAUGAAGGAGAAACAGAUGAAGACAAAAUGGAGGAAUAUAAGGAUGAACUAGAAAUGCAACAGGAAGAAGAGAAUUUGCCAUAUGAAGAAGAGAUUUACAAAGAUUCUAGUACUUUUCUCAAGGGAACACAGAGUUUAAAUCCCCACAAUGAUUACUGCCAACAUUUUGUAGACACUGGACAUAGACCUCAGAAUUUCAUCAGGGAUGUAGGUUUGGCUGACAGAUUUGAAGAAUACCCUAAACUGAGGGAGCUCAUCAGGCUGAAGGAUGAGUUAAUAGCUAAAUCUAACACUCCUCCUAUGUACUUACAAGCAGAUAUAGAAGCCUUUGACAUCAGAGAACUAACACCCAAGUUUGAUGUGAUUCUUCUGGAACCCCCUUUAGAAGAAUAUUAUAGAGAGACUGGCAUCACUGCUAAUGAAAAAUGCUGGACUUGGGAUGAUAUUAUGAAGUUAGAAAUUGAUGAGAUUGCAGCUCCUCGGUCAUUUAUUUUUCUCUGGUGUGGUUCCGGAGAGGGAUUGGACCUUGGAAGAGUGUGUUUACGCAAGUGGGGUUACAGAAGAUGUGAAGAUAUUUGUUGGAUUAAAACCAAUAAAAACAAUCCUGGGAAGACUAAGACUUUAGAUCCAAAGGCUGUCUUCCAGAGAACAAAGGAACACUGCCUUAUGGGGAUCAAAGGAACUGUGAAGCGUAGCACAGAUGGGGACUUCAUUCAUGCUAAUGUUGACAUUGACUUGAUUAUCACAGAAGAACCUGAAAUUGGCAAUAUAGAAAAGCCUGUCGAAAUUUUUCAUAUAAUUGAACAUUUUUGUCUUGGUAGAAGACGCCUUCAUCUAUUUGGAAGAGAUAGUACAAUUCGACCAGGCUGGCUUACAGUUGGACCAACUCUGACGAACAGCAACUACAAUGCAGAAACAUAUGCGUCCUACUUCAGCGCCCCCAAUUCCUACUUGACUGGAUGUACUGAAGAAAUCGAGAGACUCCGACCAAAAUCCCCUCCUCCCAAAUCUAAAUCUGAUCGGGGAGGCGGAGCUCCCAGGGGUGGAGGAAGAGGUGGGACUUCUGCCGGCCGUGGACGGGAAAGAAAUCGAUCUAACUUCCGAGGAGAAAGAGGUGGCUUUAGGGGGGGCCGCGGAGGAGCACACAGAGGUGGCUUCCCACCUCGGUAAUUUUUUAAGACCCCGAUCCUGUUAGUGCCCCUCUGUCUUCUUUAUUGUAGUUUGAAUUUCAACUGGGAGAUUUAUUUUAGAACUCACUUCCAGCUUGCACUUUGCUUUAGUUUCUCCAGGCUCCAGGAAUAUCUUAGCCAACCUCCUUGCAUUUGUUCACACACGCUGUCUAGUUUUGUCUGGGAUAAUCGAGUCAUCCUGGCUCAUGUCAUGUGCAUGUAACCGAACAGAACGGAACAACACAAAUACCUUCUCUUUCAGAGACUGAACUUAUUCUGAUAGAUUCCAACUAAUUACAAAGGCUUUUGCCUUUUACAAAUAGUUGAAGUGAGCAGUGAAGAAGACCCAAUCUGUUGUAUCACACUAGUGCUCACCGUAGUUGGUAAAGGCAUCCUGCCACUGCUGUCACAGCAAAUGGCAGAUGUUUGGGCGCCCUGAUGGAACGGAGUUGGGACAGAUGGUAAACUUCUGUUAGGGUUUUAAAAACAUUUUCUUGAUGAAAUAAUAAAAAGAGACAUAUUUUCUUUCUUUUUAAAAAUCUUAAAUAAACUUAGAUAUAAUUUGACUACAGAAGGAAUUGAGAGACUUUAAACAAAAUCAUCGCCUCCCAAAUCUAAAUCUGAUAAGGGAGGCGGAGCUCCCAGGGGUGGAGGGAGAGGUGGAGCCUAGUAGGCAGACUUGAAAAAGGGAAAAAAGCUCAUCCUCAUCUCACUUGUAUAGCUACAGGUGACUGAAAUCAUGCUUCCUGAGAAGCAAAUGAAGACAGAUAUCCAAGUGCUAGAACUUUGCUGUGGACUUGAACUUGGAUUGACUUUCAAAGCAGUUUCAUAUUCCUUAGCAAAAUAAAAGAAACGGAGGCAAUAACAGAGAUACCUGGUUAUCAGGUACUUGGUUUAAACAUUUGGGGGAAUAAAGUACUUGGUGAUGAGGAAAUGACAUACAUCUUUCAACUUGUUAUGGAGAAAACUUAAUGUACAAUUAAUUACCGAAACCCUCAACUUAAGAAGACAGCUUAGAAAAUGGCACUCCAGUUGCCUUUUAUUAAAACCAUACGGUGUGGUGUUUUUCAGGGACUGGCUUUGCAGAUCUGUUACUUGUAUAAGACUUUAUGCUGUCAUUUCUCUUUCUAUACUGUAACUCAUGUUUUAAAUGAAUUUGAAUGAAAUAAUAUCAUCGUUCUUGAUAAAUGUAUUUUUUAUUUUGUGUAUGAUUUUUUCUAAUGAAACUUAAAACCUUUGAAA
Messenger RNA from Equus caballus (horse), 2746 nucleotides. It is a transcript of the gene METTL14, whose product is annotated as methyltransferase 14, N6-adenosine-methyltransferase non-catalytic subunit. Gene Ontology annotation, molecular function: mRNA binding. The record is from RefSeq and is a predicted model, not a curated record. NCBI's taxonomy places the organism in Eukaryota, Metazoa, Chordata, Mammalia, Perissodactyla, Equidae. Gene Ontology annotation, cellular component: nucleus; RNA N6-methyladenosine methyltransferase complex.